UGUAACUAACGUUAAAGCUAGCGCUCUCUGAUACAAGCACUUAUAUUAGCUACUACAACAGGAAAACUACGUGUAAUUUCUCAUUUUUGAGCUACUAAUCCCGGAAGUAACGUUAGUUACUAGCCGUCCCUCGCGUUAUGUGAAUAUGGGGUAGCUCAACUUAAACUAAUUGGCGUUAUCAUGUCAUUUUUGACAGGUUUUGCGAGAUAAGAUUAGCGCCCGUAGGUUAGCAUAACGUUAAUUUACGCGUAAAACAGGAUCAAGAGGAGGAAAGGUACAAGGUCGAGCAGUUGAAGUUGUGUUGCCGUUGCCGAUGGAAAGCUUGUCAAUGCUUUGGCUUCGUCUACCACUAAAGCAAAGAUACUUUCUCUUGCUGUGUUUUGCCGUCGGGGCGGUCGUUGCUUAUCGGUUAACAAGGUAAGAGAAACACUUAAAGGAAGACACAACAGGCAACCAGUCGUCAACUCUUAACACGAGUCAUGCAUGAGGACGAAUUAUCCGCCCACUGCGUUUUGGUCCAGCUCCUGCCUGGCUCCUGUCUUACACUUAAAUGUUUUUGCACUUGGUUUUUAUCACUGCCUGCAUUCAGGACUCAGCUCUGUUCUUAGGAAACCGAACUAGUUACCUGGCUCACCUGUUGGACUGUGGACAUUGAACAUUACCACACGCGAUAAGCUGCCACUGUGUUAGACCUCAGUUUGCCCGGUUUCGAGGUGUGUAUCAAGUGUAAGUCUAUUCAUCAGAGUGAGAUGGUGUGUCAUUGUGCAGAGAGGUGGAAGGGAGCUGUGUAACAGGAUAAACUGUUAAUUGACCAGGAACACGGUCUUGGCCUUAGUCCCAGGUUGUGCCUCUCCUGUUUUCAUUCCAAUGCAGCGAGAACACAUGUAGGGCACGCCUACCACAAGAGCUAGCUUUUACCACUCUCACUUCCUUGAAGGCACUGAACAGGAAUCGCCCUGAAGUGAGAAGAAUGAGUCGUGUGGAGGGCCUGAGGGCCAACGCGUCUCAGUUCACUCUGGAGAGAAAACCCUUCCGCAUCCUGGGAGGCUCCAUCCAUUACUUCCGUGUCCCCAGAGCCUACUGGGAGGACCGUCUGCUGAAGAUGAAGGCUUGUGGCUUUAAUACUCUCACGACGUAUGUGCCGUGGAACCUUCACGAGCCUGAGCGAGGGGUUUUUAAUUUUGAGGAUCAGCUGGAUUUAGAAGCCUACCUCCGCCUUGCAGCCAACCUGGGCCUCUGGGUGAUUCUACGUCCGGGACCAUACAUCUGUGCUGAGUGGGAUUUAGGGGGACUCCCCAGUUGGCUACUACGGGAUCCAAACAUGAAACUGAGAACAACCUACCCAGGAUUCACUGAUGCAGUCAACUCCUUUUUUAAUCAGCUCAUGAAAAAAGUUGUUCCACAUCAGUACUCAAAGGGUGGCCCAGUUAUUGCAGUUCAAGUGGAGAAUGAAUAUGGUUCCUAUGCCAAAGACAAAGAGUACAUGCCUUUUAUCAAGGAGGCGUUAUUGUCAAGGGGCGUCACAGAGCUGCUGCUGACCUCAGACAACAAGGAAGGACUAAAGCUUGGAGGAGUGAAAGGAGCACUAGAAACCAUCAAUUUCCAGAAACUGAACCUGAAUGACAUCAAGUAUCUGGAUGGAAUACAACCUCAGAAGCCCAAGAUGGUGAUGGAGUACUGGUCUGGUUGGUUUGAUCUCUGGGGGGAACUUCAUCAUGUGUACACAGCUGAGGACAUGAUGCCUGUGGUCACAGAGAUCCUUAAAAUGGACAUGUCCAUCAACCUCUACAUGUUCCACGGAGGGACAAAUUUUGGCUUCAUGAGUGGGGCGUUUGCCGUUGGAAUACCAGCACCUAAACCUAUGAUAACAAGCUAUGAUUACGAUGCUCCAUUAUCCGAGGCUGGGGAUUACACCACCAAGUACCAUCUUCUGAGGAAUUUAUUCAGCCUCUACCACACCCAGCCUCUCCCUGAGUUGCCGUCUCUUCAGGAGAGGAGAGCACACCAGCCUGUUGUCAUCCAGCAGCACCUGUCUCUGUGGGACAGUCUGCAUUUCACUGACAAGCCUUUGAAGUCAGUGAGGCCCGUGAACAUGGAGAAUCUCCCUGUCAACAAUAAUAAUGGUCAGUCGUACGGCUACACGCUCUAUGAGACCACCAUCACCAGUGCAGGAACCCUCGACUCGAAGAACAACAUCAGAGACAGAGCACUGGUUUUUGUGGACAAACAUUUUAUUGGUGUUCUGGAUUAUAACACGCAAGAACUCUCUAUCCCUGAUGGCAAGGGAAAAAGAACUCUAAGUUUAUUGGUAGAGAACUGUGGAAGAGUGAAUUAUGGGAAAACUCUGGAUGAGCAGCGCAAAGGUCUUGUUGGAGAUAUCGAGUUAAACAAGCACGUCCUCCGAGACUUCAUUAUUCAUAGUCUGGGUAUGAAGCCAGGCUUUGUAAACAGACUUGAGAGUUCAAACCACUGGAUGUCUAUGAGGCAGCGGCCCUCCUUCCCUGGUUUUUUCCAGGCCAGACUCUACGUGAAUGGUUCUCCUAAAGACACCUUUAUCAAACUCCCUGGCUGGGGCAAAGGUGUAGUGUUUGUCAACGGCAAGAAUCUGGGGCGCUACUGGUCCAUCGGUCCUCAGCAAACUCUCUAUGUCCCAGGCCCCUGGCUUCACAAGAGGGACAACCAGGUCAUAGUGUUUGAAGAGCAGGAAACAGAUGGCAAGAUUCAGUUUACCAGCAGCCCUGACUAUGGCAUGUCUGUUGAUGUCCAGUGAGGAGAGGAGGUGAGAGUUGAGUGUGGAUGAGAGGAGGAUGAUGGGAGAGCAGCUGGGGAGGACGUGACUGAGGCUUUCUCUGUGAGCUUUGUCUACGUGGGCGCCGACGCCUCGGCGCAACCAGCAGCACUCAAAAUUGCACACACGUCAGUGAACUUGACAUUUUGUGUCAUGUCAGAUCCCUCCAACACAGCAGCGAUCCAGACUGGUUUUUCAUUUAGUCAGUGUAUACAUGACGUUGUUUCGAAUCCUUUUUAUUCAUUUGAGUAACAAUGACAUUAACCUGCAAUCAGAAACUGCAUGACUAAAUCUUGAUUCGACACUUAAUAAAGUGUUAUAAAAUCU
Molecule: messenger RNA, 3115 nt
Organism: Chelmon rostratus (copperband butterflyfish)
Lineage: Eukaryota; Metazoa; Chordata; Actinopteri; Chaetodontiformes; Chaetodontidae
Product: beta-galactosidase-1-like protein 2
Exons: 19
Coding region: 971-2770 (599 amino acids)
Biological process (GO): carbohydrate metabolic process
Cellular component (GO): vacuole
Molecular function (GO): beta-galactosidase activity
Source: RefSeq, a predicted model, not a curated record